AUGUUGUCGAGGACCUCUCAAAGAACAGCGCAGACGCUCCUGCGGGGCGCGAAGCCUGCCUCCCGAUGGGCACCCGCCAUGGCUACCCGCUCAAUGGCUACGGUCACCCAAGACAUCUUCAAGCCCACCAAGUUCGGCGGCAAAUACACCGUUACCCUGAUUCCCGGUGACGGUAUCGGUGCUGAGGUCUCCGAGUCGGUCAAGGAGAUCUUCAAGGCGGACAACGUGCCCAUUGAGUGGGAGCAGGUCGACGUCUCUGGUGUCGACUCUGGCAACGUCCACUCCGAGGAGCUCCUCCGCGAGUCCAUUGCUUCGCUCAAGCGCAACAAGCUCGGUCUCAAGGGUAUCCUCCACACGCCCGUCGAGCGCUCCGGCCACCGUUCCUUCAACGUUGCUCUCCGUCAAGAGCUCGACAUCUACGCCUCCAUCGUCCUCCUCAAGAACAUCCCCGGUUACGAGACGCGCCACAAGGACAUCGACUUCUGCAUCAUCCGUGAGAACACUGAGGGUGAAUACUCUGGUCUCGAGCACCAGUCGGUCAACGGCGUCGUCGAGUCGCUCAAGAUCAUCACCCGUGAGAAGUCGGAGCGCAUCGCCAAGUUUGCUUUCGCCUUUGCGCUCGCAAACAACCGCAAGAAGGUUACCUGCAUCCACAAGGCCAACAUCAUGAAGCUCGCCGAUGGUCUGUUCCGCAACACCGUCAAGAGGGUUGGUGAGGACUACCCCACUCUCGAGACCAACGACAUGAUUGUCGACAACGCCUCCAUGCAGUGUGUCUCAAGGCCCCAGCAAUUCGACGUCAUGGUUAUGCCCAACUUGUACGGAGGUAUCCUUUCCAACAUUGGUGCUGGUCUCGUUGGCGGUCCUGGUAUCGUCCCCGGUUGCAACAUGGGCCGCAACGUCGCCGUUUUCGAGCCUGGAUGCCGUCACGUCGGUCUCGACAUCAAGGGCAAGGACCAGGCCAACCCCACUGCUCUGAUCCUGUCCGCCGCCAUGAUGCUCCGUCACAUUGGUCUCGAUGACCACGCCAACCGCAUCUCGCAGUCCGUCUACAAGGUUAUUGCUGACGGUACCGCCCGCACACGCGACAUGGGAGGCAACACCACCACCCACGAGUUCACCCGCGCAGUCCUGAACCAGAUGGAGAAGGCAUGA
Alternaria ethzedia is the source of this 1155-nucleotide messenger RNA. It is a transcript of the gene IDH1, whose product is annotated as isocitrate dehydrogenase (NAD(+)) idh1. The transcript has 5 exons. Gene Ontology annotation, molecular function: NAD binding; isocitrate dehydrogenase (NAD+) activity; magnesium ion binding. The record is from RefSeq and is a predicted model, not a curated record. Gene Ontology annotation, cellular component: mitochondrion. Gene Ontology annotation, biological process: isocitrate metabolic process; tricarboxylic acid cycle. The coding region runs from base 1 to 1155 and encodes 384 amino acids. NCBI's taxonomy places the organism in Eukaryota, Fungi, Ascomycota, Dothideomycetes, Pleosporales, Pleosporaceae.